AUUAACAAUGGGUUAUUUUUGUGUUUUUUGUGAGUCUAUUUUAGUAUCAUUGAAGACUGUAAGUGAUCUUUUAAAACAUUUUCAUUAUCGCCAUGGUAUUACUUCAACACAAAAUUGUAAAAUUUCUUGUAGACAAGGUGGCUGUUGCAGAACAUAUGACAAUGUCCAUUCCCUUAAAAUUCAUUUAUAUAGAAAGCAUCCAAUUGACCCUCAUUUGGAAUAUAACGAUAUAAAUAUUUCUCCUAUAGAAAGCAAUGGUGAGCUAAUGGAUCAGCUAGGUAUUUAUACAGCAGCACAUAUUGAUAAAGAUAACAGAAAUACUAUUUUUUCAAGUGAAUUAAAUGGGGAAAAGAUAAAAGAAAUGAUUUUAGAUGUUUUAAUGACUCUAAGAUGUCGUAACACAAGUGAAGUUAUAAUUCAGUAUGUAGGUAAAAGUAUUCAAAAUAUUUUAUCCACAGUUAUUGAAAGUGUACAAAAAACAAUUCAAAAUGAUGAAACAGAUGCUGGCAGAGUAAGUGAUGUCCUAAAUGAUAUUGAAUGUGAGUGUGUAAAGUGUAGUUUAAUUACAUCUAGUUACCUGCAAAGAAAACACUUACAACAAAAAGGGAUGGUUGCACCUAUUAAAAUAACUGUUGGGUUCAGAUCUGAGAUGCUUCAUAAAGUUUAUAAAAAUAAUGUAAUGAGUUAUCGAAAUGAAACUAUGCAGUAUAUUUCUAUUCUAGAAAUCAUUUCUAUGGUGAUUUAAAAGUACUCCAUUAACAAAAUAGAUGAUAACGUUUUAACAAAAUUAAAUAAAUUAACUUGUUAUAGUGAUGCAGAACAAUAUAAGAAUCAUCCUUUAUACAAGAAACAUCCAAAUGCUCUUCAGCUUCAACUAUACUGUGAUGAUUUUGAAACAGUAAAUCCUUUAGGAUCAAAAACUAAAGUUCACAAAGUUUGUGCAGUUUAUUUGUCCAUCAAAAAUGUUAACAUAAAGAAAUGCUCUAAAUUGACUAACAUAUAUCCUGUAAUUUAUUGUUUUUCAGCUGAUGUUGCAAAGUAUGGAUAUGAAAAGCUUUUAAAGCCAUUAAUAAAGGACUUGGUAGCUCUAGAGAAGGGAGUUAAAUUGUAUAUAAAUGAAAAUUACAUUUGUAUAUAUGGUGCAGUAGUUAUGUGGUCUGGGGACAAUCUUGCAUUGCACCAAAUUUUUGGAUUUAGUUCAAACUUUAUUGCCAACAAGAGCUGUCAUUACUGCUAUACAACAAAAGAACAAAUGCAACACACUUUUUAUGAAGAAGAUCUAGUCUUAAGAACUAAAGAGCAUCACAUUGCAGAUUGUCAAGCACUUUUUAGUGAAGCUAAUAGUAAUAAAUUAUCUGGUGUAUAUAAACAAAAUCCAUUGUCAGAGCUUCAGUAUUUUUCUGUUCUUGAUAACAUUUGCCCAGAUUUAAUGCAUGACAUACUUGAGGGUUGCUUACAGUAUGAAUUAAAAAUAGUUCUUCAUCGCUUAUUACUAAUUAAUUGCCUGUUGACCAUUGAGGAAUUCAAUGGUUGAUUGCAAAGCUUUAAUUUUGGCAUUGAUAAGAAAAAUAAGCCGUUGCAAAUAACAUGUGAAAAACUUGUUUCUAAAGACAAAAGGUUAGGUUUAAAUGCAACACAAAGUUGGUGUUUAGGAAGAUUUUUUUGUUUGUUGCUUGGUGAUGUUGUAGAUACUGAUAACCAGUACUUUCAUUUAAUUCAUUUAUUAUUGGAAAUAUGUGAAAUAACCUUUGCUCCAAAAGUGACUGUUCAUUUAAUAACUUAUUUAACAGAGGUCAUUAGCAUUCAUCACAAGUUGUUUACAAAAAUAUUUUCUGGACAUACUGUUAUUCUAAAACAACAUUUUCUUGUCCAUUAUCCUUCAAAAAUUUUACAACUAGGUCCUUCACCAAAUUAUUGGUGUAUGCGAUUUGAAGGAAAACAUGCUCCUGCAAAGGAGCAAUGUCACAUUUUGCACAACUUUAAAAAUGUUUUAAAAAGUAUUGCAUGGCGUCAGCAAAUACAAUUACAUCUUGAUUUGUCAAAUUUUGCAAGUAUACUCAGUGCAGAAGUAGGUCCUGGUAUUGAAAUUAUGCCAGCUUGCUUACCUUUGCCAGUGGCUGUUUUUGGUGAAAUUCCACUGUAUGAAGAAUGUUUUUGUGCAAAUUAUGUAAUCACAGAUGGUGUAAAGUACAUGCCAGACUUUAUUGUAGUUUUAGGGCUAACCAAACUUUGUCUCCCAUGUUUCGUAAAGAUUCUAUAUCUACUUGUCCAUGAAAACGAAUGCACACUUAUAGUUGAAAAUCUUUUUACCAUACACUAUGAUGCUCAUAUUGCUGGCUAUAAUGUAUGUAAGACAUCUAAAUAUACAGCUGUUAAAAUAGACAAUUUAUUUGAUUCUCGUGUACUGUCGUUGUCAACUGGCUUCAGAAAGUAUUCUGAUGAAAGUUUUGUUAUAACAAGACAUGAAUAUAUUAGCCUGGAUAUAAUAACAUAAUUUUUUAGUUUUGAUAUUGAUUUGAUUUUGUUAUUAAUGAAACAAAAUUAUGAUAAUGAAAUAUUUACCAACUUUUGUUUUUCUAAAUUAUGAAUUUAUUUUGAAAUUAUGUAUUUAAGUUAAUAAUGUAAAUAGGCAAUUUUUGUUCAAACAUGGAUAAUGUUUAUUGAUUUUCUUUGAUUUUCUUACUUUUAGUAAAGUUUUUUUAUAAUAAUGGAAGAAAUUAACAACUUCUUAAGUAAAGUUCUUCCAGUGGAGGAUAUUAAUCGUCUCCUGCCUCAUUUGGUAGAGCUAGGUGCUAGUUCAAUGGAAGAUUUGCUGUUUUUAAACAUUGAAACAGACCUGCCUAAUGUACUACCUCCUCUUAAGAGACGUAAAUUAGAAGCAGCUUUAGCAACUUCAAAUUCUAAGCCUGUUCAUUCGCAAAAUGUGGACCUUAUUGAAACAUCUGUGGUAACUCCCAUUGCAUGUACCAAGUCAUGUGGUCCAAAAAAGGUUGUGUCAAUAAUGGAUGCAAUAGAAAAUCAUCCUUUAAAAAAUAGCAUCAUUAUUGAGGCACAAAAAGCUGUAAUGGAUGAUCGCUUGCAUCAUCUUCUCGUCAAAGUAGCAUGCUCUUACUUAAUUGAUUGCUUCGGAAAAUGCAUUAGUACUAAAAUCUUUAAAAGCCCUUGUUUAUCUUUUGCCAACUAUGGGAAAAUAUCGUGUUUCAGCAAUGCUUUUCCUAAUUGAAGAACUAAAGGACGGCGAGACACUCAAGAUGUUCCUUAAUCGCUCAAAUCCAAAACAGCAACCGUUCAUUUUGUCGUGUAGAUCGUCUUUUUUUGUUGUAUGCGAUGGAAAAGCAAUUAUAGUUAAACCUUCGAAAGUUUCUGUUGCCUUUGACUGUCUUUUCAAGUCGUUUUUUGUAUUUAAUCUUGAAUAUCCAAAGCAACUACAAAUUUUAUACAAUUUCUUUCAAGAAUUAGUUUAUAAACUGCCUGGUUCUGUUGCGUCCACUAAAGCACGUAAAUUAUUCGAAGAGAUAUCUCAUAUGUAGUAUAUUCAGAAAUAAUAAAGCCUCGAACUGAUGCUGACAAAUUUUAGACAGUAAUUUAGGACAUUUUAGUAAUUUUAGCCUUUAUCUUCUUCUUUGAAAUUUUUUUUUACUGCAAAUCUUUUAUGUGAAACUAUAAAUUAAAAAUAUGCACGAUAUUUUCAGUAAAUUUUAAAAAUAUA
Hydra vulgaris (swiftwater hydra) is the source of this 3709-nucleotide messenger RNA. Lineage: Eukaryota; Metazoa; Cnidaria; Hydrozoa; Anthoathecata; Hydridae. The record is from RefSeq and is a predicted model, not a curated record.